GGAACGCGCGCCAGGGGAAUGGCGGCCAAAGCGCGGCUCGAGGCGCUAGAGGCAAAGCUCCAGGCCCUGUACGCAAAGGGUGGCGAAAAGAACGAGUAUGUCGGCGGGUUUGGCGGCGGCCACCUGCACGCGGAGUCGUUCGAGGCGGUGCAGGCGCACGAGGAGGAGCGACGGAGGCUGGCUGCGGAGGUGAAGGAGGCGCGUGCCGAGAUGAAGCGCGAACGCGCAUCGCUCAAGGAACGCGCCGCUGGGACGCACGAUGCGGGCGUUUGGACCUCGUCGCUGCUGCGAGGCGAUGAGCGCUUCACCUCGACGGACGGUGAGCUAGAGCGCGACCUGGCGCAGGCCACAUAUGGUCUCGUCUCCGCCGCAGACUUCCGUCAGAAGAAGGAGGAGGUGGAGGCGGCGCACGCACAGCGCGAAGAGGCGGCCGCCGCGGCGCUCGAGCUUAAGCGAGCGGCUGAGGCUGCGGAGCGCAAAGAGCGCAAGAAGCAGAAGCGCAAGGCGCAGGCGAGCAAACUGUCGUUCGAAGACGAGGAUGGGGACGGAUGAGCGGCUCGUGGUUCCGCGCGGUAUACUUUACAUCUGUACUGUACU
Messenger RNA from Emiliania huxleyi CCMP1516, 597 nucleotides. RefSeq lists its product as hypothetical. The transcript has a single exon. The record is from RefSeq and is a predicted model, not a curated record. NCBI's taxonomy places the organism in Eukaryota, Haptophyta, Isochrysidales, Noelaerhabdaceae. Bases 19 to 552 code for a protein of 177 amino acids.